Messenger RNA from Bombyx mandarina (wild silkworm), 2853 nucleotides. RefSeq lists its product as uncharacterized. Lineage: Eukaryota; Metazoa; Arthropoda; Insecta; Lepidoptera; Bombycidae. The record is from RefSeq and is a predicted model, not a curated record.
CGACUUUUGUUAGUUACUUUACUGCGCGUCAGUCAACUAACUGUGUGAAACUUGCAGUACCGAAUUUUAUAGUUAACAAUAUUUAUGGGCAUAAAUUAUAUUCUAGGCAUUGAUGUCCAUAUAUUUUGCGUUUGUAAUGAUUAAUGCCGAUAUUCUAUAAAUGCACUCAGUGUAAGCAGUGAUUAUUAAAUUAAUCUAGAAGACGUACUAAAUAUUAUGAACAUUAUUGUGUUAACGAUAUAUUUUAUUUAUGUUUACAAUGUAAUGGCUAAUGAUUACGACGACGAUGAGAAAUUAUUCAUGAUGGUAUCACCAGAUCAACAUCAACGCACACCUCGACUGGAGGAUUUCUUCUGGACGGGCUCUGGUGAUGGACCACCGGCGCCUGAAGCUGAAGUGUCAGUGCCCUCAAAGCCAUCCACUCCACUUGUACGCACAACUACUGUGCUCGCAACGGUUUAUUUGGACUCCUAUCCACCACAGGCGGUGACAGACAAAACAACUGGAGAUUGCGUCAUGAAUUGUGGAGAACCAGUCAUACCGGACAGUUUGGAACCAGAGAUUCCAGAAGACCGAAGAUAUUGGCUUUUAACUGUCAUUCAGGGUUCAACACCAGAUAGUCUUCACAUGAGACUAGCACGAUUGUAUCAGAAGGCAUUCUUGAGACAACAAGAAAGACAUCUAGGUAUAAUUAAAUCUUUAGAUGCACCGACAGCACGAAAGAAACACGACGUUCAUUCCUUUAUUGUUCACAAAGAAAAUAACAAGAUCUCUGAAAACGGAACACCUUUCAAAUAUUUUGGAGUCAACAGCACAGUUUCUUCGGUUAAGUCCAUGUCCGUAGUUCCUACAACAAAAAUAGUUGAUCAAAAUUCUAGCUCUUUAACUCCAAAAUUUUAUGAAGCCAUCGAAAUGUACCCUCUCAACAAUAUAGAUACUGUUAUUCGUAUUGAACCCACAAAAAUAGAUGAAGCAGAUUGGAUUUUGGCCACACCAACAAUCACUCUCAAUAAGAGAGAAAUCUCAGAUCAUAAUGAACUGGAAGUAAUUAAAGAGGACUUAAUAGAUAUACCUCUAGAGAGCGAAGCAAAUGAGACGAUUUUGUUUAAGAGAGAAAUCAUACAUCCAGAUCAACAGCCACCGGUGCGAGUUCACAUACAAAACAUAACUGAGUCUCCAGACUCUGGAACGAUACAAAUCGUGUAUGUUGUGCUGGUCGGAGGUCGGGCGGUACCCGCAGCCGUAGCGGCCAGGGAUAUGAGACUGGUGAGAGACGCCGAAGUGGCGCGGGAGCUUGGCGCAGUUGUCACCACGAAAGCUGAGCCAGCAUAUCUGAAGGCGGCUGAAGGUUUGGAGGGAGAGGCAGACGCAGGCGGAGUCCGUGGCUCUGAGCUCUGGGCCUUGGCAGUAGGUUCUACUAUAGCACUGCUAUUGGUUCUCAUAUUGCUGGCGCUACUGUGUUUUGCGCACAGGAAAAAGCAAAUCAAGUCUGCAGCCUCACUCCGGGCCUAUCGGGAUGAGUUAAUGAGAGAGGCAGAGAGGAAGCAGCUCAAGCAAGUGCACGAAGAGAGGGACGGGAAGCUUAUAAGCGUAGUGUCCCCGAGCAGAACCAGACCUAGUAGCAGUCUUCUGCCGAUCUAUAGAGCCGCCAGUGCAUCCAGUUCGUCAACGACAUCAUCGGGGGUGUCGGAAGUGGCCGCGGCACUUCGAAGGCGGCAGAAGAAGCCACACGCUUUGAGGAUGCCGCAGAAGAGACGAGUGGGCACAACAGACAGUCUGCUGGAGGCUGCGGGCGUGGAGAGCUCCGACAGUGGACAGCCGUCAGCUCCUCCAACCCCCACUUCGUAUCUGUCCAUGCCCUCUGUCAGCUCCUUCCCCAGAGGGAAUAUAGUAGAGCCUCUCUCUAAAAUCUUGGAGCCUGUAUCAGUCCGGCAUCUAGACAUAGAUUCUCCCAUCUCCACUCCAAAAAAGAGAGAACCGAGCAACCAAGAGGUGGUGCCCAGAAGACAGAUGCCUUCACAGCUGGUCAGGCUCGGAAGCAUUGACAAAGACCCUGGCGUCAUAGGACCUCUGGUCUGGGACUUACAUUGCCAGAGAAUAAAAGAUGUUUCAAAGCCGUCAUCUCCAACGAGACCUUCGCCUCGGAGAGAAGCAGGAGCUUCCAAAAUGCGGCAGCGCUUCAACGAGCUCAUGGACGACGCCUUCACGUUGUUCGGCAGCGCGGCCCCCAGCCCCGCCCCCCGGGACUCCGCCUCUAUCGACAUGGACAACGACCACAAGAGAUCCGUUGUCUCGGGAGUGACGCAGGCGCACAACCAUGACGUCCGGCUCCCGGGCUCCGACACCGGCCGGGGGCACUCCGCGGGGACCGGGAGGGUCAGCGGGAGUGUUUUGUCGAUGGAAUGCCUACGCCCUAGAACUACGGCGGCGAGGCCGCAACAGCGUAGGGCUCCGCCCCCGGCCUCUGCUUGGGGACCAACAACAUCUAUAGGAGCGUCGGUCCCUGUGGUGAACCCUGGUUUGGUGGCGACGGACGGCCGCCUGCCCCCGGAGGACCCCGCGGUGCCGCUCAUAUCCGCCAUCAAGACGGAGAUACAGCGCAUCAGAGACAACGCCACCAAACUUUAAAUCCCUUCGGAUCAGUAAAUAUGGUGAAACUUAAUUCACACUCUAGAGUUGAGUAGAUAUUUCAUUAGUAAAAUUUGUUACUGUUAAAGUAGCUUUUUUAGAAGUUUUUCAUCAUGGGUUUAAGUUAUUAGGUAAUUAAAUGUAUCAUGUAUGUAUGUGAAGGAAAAGCUUUUUUUUUGUAUUUUUUGUAUAAAUCCUUUUUAGGUUUUUUUCUCAUUCUUUAUU